Messenger RNA from Triticum turgidum subsp. durum (durum wheat), 1350 nucleotides. NCBI's taxonomy places the organism in Eukaryota, Viridiplantae, Streptophyta, Magnoliopsida, Poales, Poaceae. The record is from the annotation of a GenBank genome assembly.
AUGGGGGCGCAGGUGCAGCUACGGUUGCUUCUUUUGGUAGCUACGGCGGUGGUUGCCAGCUGCGCCACCGGCGGCCUCGCCGCGACGUCGUCCCAGCUGGGCCGCCUGGAGGGCCUGCGCGUGGCCCUGACGCACGUCGACGCGCACGGCAACUACACCAAGCUGCAGCUGCUGCGGCGGGCGGCGAGGCGGAGCCGCCACCGCAUGUCCAGGCUCGUCGCGCGGACCACCGGCGUGCCGAUGAUGUCGAGAAAGGCCGUCGCGCCGGCCCUGCAGGUGCCGGUGCACGCCGGGAACGGUGAGUUUCUGAUGGACAUGUCCAUCGGAACGCCUGCCGUGGCCUACGCGGCCAUCAUUGACACCGGCAGCGACCUCGUGUGGACGCAGUGCAAGCCCUGCGUGGAGUGCUUCAACCAGAGCACGCCCGUGUUCGACCCCUCGUCGUCCUCCACCUACGCCGCGCUGCCGUGCUCCAGCUCCUUCUGCAGCGACCUGCCCAGCUCUAAGUGCGCCUCGGCCAAGUGCGGCUACACGUACACCUACGGCGACUCCUCGUCGACGCAGGGCGUGCUGGCCGCCGAGACCUUCACGCUGGCCAAGACGAAGCUCCCGGAGGUCGCCUUCGGCUGCGGCGACACGAACGAGGGCGACGGGUUCACGCAGGGCGCGGGGCUCGUGGGGCUCGGCCGGGGCCCCCUCUCGCUGGUCUCGCAGCUCGGCCUCAAGAAGUUCUCCUACUGCCUCACCUCCCUCGACGACACGAGCAAGAGCCCGCUCCUCCUCGGCUCUCUCGCCAGCAUCUCGGAGAGCGCGGCGGCCGCGUCGUCGGUGCAGACCACCCCUCUCAUCAAGAACCCGAGCCAGCCGUCCUUCUACUACGUGAACCUCAAGGGCCUGACGGUCGGCUCGACGCACAUCGCCCUGCCGAGCUCGGCGUUCGCCGUGCAGGACGACGGCACGGGCGGGGUGAUCGUGGACUCCGGCACGUCGAUCACGUACCUGGAGCUGCAGGGGUACCGCGCGCUGAAGAAGGCGUUCGCGGCGCAGAUGAAGCUGCCGGCGGCGGACGGGUCGGGGAUCGGGCUGGACAUGUGCUUCGAGGCGCCGGCGAGCGGGGUGGACCAGGUGGAGGUGCCGAAGCUGGUGUUCCACUUCGACGGCGCGGACCUGGACCUGCCGGCGGAGAACUACAUGGUGCUGGACUCCGGGUCCGGCGCGCUGUGCGUGACGGUGAUGGGGUCGCGGGGCCUGUCCAUCAUCGGCAACUUCCAGCAGCAGAACAUCCAGUUCGUGUACGACGUGGGCGAGAACACCCUCUCCUUCGCGCCCGUGCAGUGCGCCAAAUUGUGA